Messenger RNA from Hemiscyllium ocellatum (epaulette shark), 1782 nucleotides. Its product is annotated as neuronal acetylcholine receptor subunit alpha-3-like. Gene Ontology annotation, cellular component: synapse; neuron projection; postsynaptic membrane. Lineage: Eukaryota; Metazoa; Chordata; Chondrichthyes; Orectolobiformes; Hemiscylliidae. Gene Ontology annotation, molecular function: acetylcholine-gated monoatomic cation-selective channel activity; transmembrane signaling receptor activity. The transcript has 6 exons. Gene Ontology annotation, biological process: nervous system process; signal transduction; monoatomic ion transmembrane transport. The record is from RefSeq and is a predicted model, not a curated record. Bases 27 to 1520 code for a protein of 497 amino acids.
ACUUCCCAGCCCACCCACUCGGUUCAAUGGGUCUCAGAGUCGGCACUCGGCCACUGUCCGGCUCUGUCUUCCUUUUGUUCCUUGGAGCUGCCCUGUCCACUGAAGGAGAGAGGAAGCUACUUGCCAAGCUAUUCGCUAAUUACAGUCGGUACGUUAGGCCGGUGGAGAAUGUGUCCAGGCCAGUGGUAGUGCAGUUCGAGGUGUCUCUGUCCCAGCUGAUCAAAGUGGACGAGAUCAAUCAAAUUAUGGAGACCAACUUGUGGCUGAAGCAUAUAUGGAGUGAUUAUAAGCUAAAGUGGGAUCCUGCUGAAUAUGGAGGUGUCAAGUCUAUUCGCAUUCCUUCUGAGAAAAUCUGGAAACCAGACAUUGUUUUGUACAACAAUGCGGUUGCUGAUUUCCAAGUGGAUGAAAAGACCAAAGUCUUGGUGAAGUUUGAUGGCACUGUGACCUGGAUACCACCGGCCAUAUUCAAGAGCUCCUGCAGGAUGGAUGUGACUUACUUCCCCUUCGACUACCAGAACUGCAGCAUGAAGUUCGGCUCCUGGACCCAUGACCAGGCAAAAAUCGACUUGGCUCUGAUUGGCAAUGAGAUCAACAGGAAGGACUUCUGGGAAAGUGGUGAAUGGGAGAUCAUUGCUGCACCAGGGUUCAAACACGCCAUCAAGUACAAUUGCUGUGAAGAGAUCUAUCCAGACAUAACCUACUCCAUUUACAUAAGACGAAUGCCACUCUUCUACACCGUCAACAUUAUCAUCCCUUGCCUCAUGAUCUCUUUUCUGACCAUUUUAGUUUUCUACCUGCCCUCUGACUGUGGGGAGAAGGUGACUCUGAGCAUUUCAGUCCUGCUGUCCCUGACUGUUUUUCUUCUGGUCAUCACCGAGAGCAUACCAUCCACCUCUCUGGUGAUCCCUCUAAUCGGGGAAUAUCUGCUCUUCACCAUGAUCUUUGUGAUUCUAUCCAUUGUUAUAACUGUCUUUGUGCUCAACAUCCAUUACAGAACCCCCACGACCCAUACCAUGCCAGUCUGGGUGAAAACCAUCUUCUUAAAGCUGCUGCCACGUAUUAUGUUCAUGAAGAGACCGACGGCUGGUUCAGAGGCUCAGGAGAAGCCCAAGGUCCUCAGCAGCCCUGCUGAGCUCACCAGUGUUAAUGGCGGCUCCAAAUCCAAAUGUCCAGUGGAUGGAUUCUGCUACCAGGACCCUCGUUACGCUCACUGCAGAUUCUGCAAGAUGAAGCAUCGGGACAUAGGCAUCAGCUCAACACAAAGCUCCAGCACAGAGUCCCUCGAUGGCCUGCUCGCAAUCUCCUCUCUGCCUCCUGAGGUUCAAGAAGCAAUCGCGAGCAUCACCUACAUUGCAGAAAACAUGAAGCUGCAGAAUGAGUCUAAAGAGGUACAAGAUGAUUGGAAGUAUGUUGCCAUGGUAAUUGACCGGAUCUUCCUCUGGAUCUUUAUUCUGAUUGGCAUCCUGGGAACAACCACCUCUUUCCUCCAGCCCCUGAUGAAUGUAGCAGAGUUGUGAAUGUCAGGGAUGGGUACAUUGCUGUAAACACAGAGCAUCCCUCGAGUACUGUGUGAAAGAACCUGUCAGAACCUUAACAAUGUUGUGCAUGGAGAGAGAGCUGACUUAUACAACAUACUUAGAAAGAAAAUACAGCCAUUGGAGAACACCUUUUUCCAUAUCUUAGAGAUACUUGCUGAGUGUACUUGCAUGCUUUUUUAAAAAUUAGUGUUAGAAAAAUUUACUCAGAGCUUACGUGUAAUAAAUAUGCUGUCAAAUCAGA